AUGAAAAUAAUAUAUUUUUCGUUACAACAAGGCACUUGUUGUCGUCAACUUAUGCAAAAAUAAUCUUAUCAGAAUAAUUCGUGUAGUAAGAUCAGACUCUAGGAGGUGGGGCAAAAGUAGAACACUUGUCAUUGACUCGAAAUCCCGAUAACUCUUUACAAAUAACAAAUAGGCGAAGAUAUGAAGAAUUACUUAAAAUCAAAAACAUUCCACUUCGUCCGAUUUCCGCUCUGUAUUUUACCAUUGUUAUGAAGAAAAAUAUUUCAUGAGAAAAUUUAUGAAUAUUUCAAUAUUGAACUGGCGAAGAAAAUUGGUGAACGUGAACUGUACAGUUUUUUCACGGAACUAUACUGUUGUUUUAGGGAAUUUCGCAUUCCCCUGGAAUUCUACGAUGUUCAAAUGUAUUUACAGACACUUCUGUCUAUGUCGGACGUUGUAAAACCAUUAAAAUCUAAUGAGGUAAUCUCUGAUCACAAUCUGAUCGUUCGUUAGAUACACGCAAGGUUUACAAUAUUGUAAAGUCUGAUUAGAAUCUGCUCUUCUAGUAUUGCCUUCUCGUAUAUAAAAUCGAGGCAUUCCAGAGCAGAAGGCGCCCACCGAGUGUUCCUCUCCGAGAUAAUUUAACGGAUGUCAAGCUUCCGCUGACGCACAAAGUUCUGAUGCCAAAUUGUUUAUCCCAUCGUAGAAAAAAUUCACGACUGUUGGAUUUUUUGUUGCCAAGUGGUUGCGAAUCUGUGCCUCGAAUCGGUUGUGAAUGACGUGAUCACAUCCCGAGCUUUGUAGCUUUGUCCGAUCCAUCAUUCAGUCACUGGUUUCUUGACAGCAUUCAGGGGGAGCUGCGUGACAGUGCAGCUUAUUUUGUGACAAUGGGACUGUGGAAAUCAGUGAUUAUAUUGUGGAUUCUUCCAGGAAUUUUGGCUGAGGAUAUUUACUUAAGAUUUCCCCCUGGAUUCACCAUCGGGACCUCCAGUGCCGCUUAUCAGAUCGAGGGAGGGUGGAAUGCGAGUGAUAAAGGGCAGAGCGUUUGGGACGCAUUCACACACGAGAAAGAUUGGAUUAUCAACGACAGAUCGAAUGGGGAUAUCGCAUGUGAUUCUUAUCACAAGUACAAGGAGGACGUUGAUAUACUGCAGAAUAUUGGGGUUCACCAUUACCGUUUUUCAUUGAGUUGGACGAGAAUAUUACCAACGGGGCUAACGAACCACAUCAGCCAGGAUGGAUUACGGUACUAUAAAAAUCUCAUUAGUGAGCUACGGUCGAAGGGCAUCGAGCCGUUUGUGACGAUAUACCACUGGGAUCACCCGGAGUUUAUGAGUCGUUUGGGCUCAUGGACGAAUGAGCUGAUGAUAGAAUGGCUGGUGGACUACGCCAGAGUUGUCUUCAGGGAGCUGGGACCCUCCGUGAAAUUCUGGACAACUGUUAACGAGCCGAACAAUUACUGCGAACAGUCUUACGCGGGCAGUAAGCAAGCACCAGGAAUGGAUUUACCAUUCUUCGCGAACUACCUCUGUCUCCAUAAUCUCCUGAAAGCUCAUGCCAGAGUCUACCAGGUAUACAACGAGGAGUUCAGAGCUGAGCAGAAAGGAAAGAUUGGGAUCGUCAUUCCGUGCAGACAUAAUUUUCCCAAAAAUGAAAAUGACACUGAAACAGCGAAAAUAGCGUUUGAUUUUGAUUGUGGAUGGGCAGCAAAUCCCAUAUUCUCUGAGGAUGGUGAUUAUCCAGCAGUGAUGAAACAGAGGAUCAAGGAGAACAGCGAAUUGGAGGGUUUGUCGUUCUCGAGAUUGCCUGAAUUCUCACCUGAUUGGAUCAAGCUCAUAAGAGGAUCUUCGGAUUAUUUUGGACUGAACCAUUACACGUCAAAGAUGGUGGAACCAGUUCGGAGGAUCAACGGCACUGCGUGGUACCAGGACUCUGGCAUAAGGUCCUUCGCCAAUGAAAGCUGGCCUGGAUGUCCAACUGACUGGUUGCGUAUCGUUCCUGAGGGGCUCGGGGGUGUCCUCAGAGACAUCAAAGAGGCGUACAAUAAUACACCAGUUUAUAUACUAGAGAACGGGGUCUCAUCUCUGCCAGGAAUCCAUGACUACAGCAGAAUUGAUUAUUUAUACAGCUACAUGAAGUCUAUGCUCGAAGCUAUCAACCGAGACGGUUGUGACGUCAAAGCUUACACCGUAUGGAGUCUCCUGGACAAUUUCGAAUGGGACAGGGGAUACACUGAGCGAUUUGGACUCGUAGAGGUGGAUUUCAAUCAUCCGAACCGCACGAGGACCCCCAGACUCUCAACAAAAUGGCUGCGACAAAUUAUUGCAGAAGGAAAAUUAAUUAAGUACCAGGAUAUGGAUUUUUCCUCGAGCCAACUGCCGACAUCCUCGGCCACGACGUUGCUGCCGAUUUUCCCAGUGAUAUUUUCCCUCAUAUCAUUUCGACUGACUCUCAUGUGAUAACUCGAUUUGGGGCGACUCCUUGGAAGGUACGUUUAUGGGGGAUAUACUCAUCUAAGAGGUGUCCCUCGGCCUCGAAGGGAAAUCGAUGUACACGUCGACAGUAUCGUGGGGUUUUCUGAUGUUCUUGAAGACGAAUUCAUCACACUCCACGUGAC
This is a messenger RNA of Diachasmimorpha longicaudata, 2596 nucleotides long. Its product is annotated as myrosinase 1-like. The coding region runs from base 867 to 2438 and encodes 523 amino acids. The transcript is spliced from 8 exons. Gene Ontology annotation, molecular function: beta-glucosidase activity. NCBI's taxonomy places the organism in Eukaryota, Metazoa, Arthropoda, Insecta, Hymenoptera, Braconidae. The record is from RefSeq and is a predicted model, not a curated record. Gene Ontology annotation, biological process: carbohydrate metabolic process.